Molecule: messenger RNA, 618 nt
Organism: Penicillium soppii
Lineage: Eukaryota; Fungi; Ascomycota; Eurotiomycetes; Eurotiales; Aspergillaceae
Exons: 3
Coding region: 1-618 (205 amino acids)
Source: RefSeq, a predicted model, not a curated record
AUGGACAAGCACCUCAACGAGCAGGAAAUAAAUGGGGACCUACAAGUCGUUAUUGAGGAAGAAACGGUUCCUCUGAAUGAACAGGCUUUUCUGGGAGCAAGUGAGGACAAUUGGAUCGGUCGUCUUUGCCGUCGCAAUGUUGCACUGCAACCUAUGCAGUACAGCAAGAGGCUUUUGCCACUUGAGAAACCGUAUAAAUUGGCCGAACGGGAAGCACCUGCGAGGGUGAAAAAUGGGUUUAUCAUGUUAAACUGGUCGAAUGAGGAAAUUCUGAUCACGAUCUACUUCGUGGCCCGAUGCAUCCGUCCCAAGUCGGUCCAGGGCCUGCUUCUGCGUCGAGGAUACGAUCGUUCUCUCGCCGCCAUCGAACGAACUAUCAUAUGUACAACCAAGCAAUACCCAUAUUUGAAAUUCGCCAAUGGUCAAUGGGAUCUAAGCGCCAUUGACCGAUGGAUGAAAGACUUUGUUCGAAGUCAAGAGUCAGUCAACAAGUUAACGCGUUUCUCACUCGAGGAUGCAGAAGAUAUGGUCCUUAAAAUAUCUGUCGAUGAUCUAUUAGAAACGAUGGACAACCUCGGCCUAGACUUCACAGACCCUGCGUUCAACGCCCGCACAUAA